AUGGCGGACAAUGGCCUCAUUGACAAAGUUCAUGACCUGAGCGACCUCGAGCUCGCCGUGCUGCUAUGCCUCAUCAGCCGCGAGCACUGUCUGAUCAGUACCCCAGACAGCGCCAUGGACGACUUGGUGCUGGAGCUGCAGCUGAUCGCAACCAAGACAUUUGGCCUCGAAUGGGCCGUCAUCGACUGCUCCCCCUCCACCACCCUCGAGGACUUUGCCUCCUCUCUCCUCUCUACCUCGCCUCCGCUGCCGCCCUCCGACCCGACAAUCAACGCCGGCGGCCCUUCCUACUUCUCCCAGCACGGCUCCCUCCGCCCUCUCGGCGGCACCACCCCCAGCAGCAGUCCGCAAAUCGCCAACUUUGUCCUCGCCCGGCACCUCGACCGCGCGCCGCACGCCGUCCAGAUUCAGGCCCUCGAGCUGUUGCGCACCCGCCGCCUCUUUACCCGCACCACCGUGCAGGUUGCCCCCAAGCAAUUUGUCUUUGUCCCCGUGCUCGCCGCCGCCACCGGCGGGCAGGCCCGGGUCACGCCGCACCUCAAUGACUUCUUGGCCAUGGCCCACUGGCACGACCCCGGGCACGGAUUCGUCAACACCGAGGAGCAGGGCGCGCAAGAUCUUGACCACGACGACGACGCGGCGUCGACAGGGAGCAUUGUCAAAACGGUGCGUGCGGAGCGACACCCAACAGCGCCCGCUCUCAUCUCCAAAGACGACAUCAUAUGUCUACGUGAAAGGGGCCAAAGGGUGCAGGUCGACAUUGAUGUGGUCCGGUACCAGAUGAACGUCGUCUCGUUUCUACGCAUGCACCGCGCCGUCGACCAUGGUAUCACGCCUGCUGCCACAAAGCACUUUGGCCAGCUCAUGCGCAACCUCGCGCCCCUGCACCGGCUCGACUUCGUCACGCCUGCUCUUGUCGGUCUCGCUGCCCGCAAGGUUUACCUGCACCGCAUCCGCAUCACCGACCCGCGCAAGGAGAGGAGCAUGCAGUGGGGGAGCAGACUCGAGGCCGUCGAAGCCUUGCUGCACGACGUAGGCCCGGAAGAGGUUCUCGACGAGGUUAUGACCAUGGUGACGGCACCCGUAUAA
Cordyceps militaris CM01 is the source of this 1089-nucleotide messenger RNA. RefSeq lists its product as uncharacterized. NCBI's taxonomy places the organism in Eukaryota, Fungi, Ascomycota, Sordariomycetes, Hypocreales, Cordycipitaceae. The record is from RefSeq and is a predicted model, not a curated record. The coding region runs from base 1 to 1089 and encodes 362 amino acids. The transcript has 3 exons.